Molecule: messenger RNA, 2479 nt
Organism: Aspergillus homomorphus CBS 101889
Lineage: Eukaryota; Fungi; Ascomycota; Eurotiomycetes; Eurotiales; Aspergillaceae
Product: putative serine-rich protein
Exons: 3
Coding region: 177-2285 (702 amino acids)
Source: RefSeq, a predicted model, not a curated record
UCAGUCCCCAGUCGGGCGUGGGCGUUUUCUCUUUUCUGUUCUUCGAUUUGCGUUUCUUGUGUUCCUGUGAUCUUUUGGUCGAUUAUACCACCAGCCUUACCGGGUCAUCGCCCGCGGUCUUCGACGACCUAAUCUUAAUAACUGGUGUAUCGUGAUAAUGAACUAAUCUGUACAACAUGCGCUCGACUGGACCCUCAACGAGUCUCCCCAAACGGAGAGCUCUCCAUGAGCGCAACCCGUCCCAGACGAACGAGAGCUCCCCACCUUCAUCUCUCCGAGCCACCAGUGACAACUACGCCGGCCAGGAAGAACAUGAUGUGUAUUCAGCCACUCCCUACCCGACAAAACCCGAGCAGAUCCUCCUACCACGGCCUGGAAAAGGACAGGAAUUCAUCCCAGACUCCCGAUUUCACGUCGACGAAGCACCGGACCAUUAUGCUGGGAAUACAUCGACAGAGCUAAGCCAAAUCGCCGACAGCAGUUUUUUUCAACGGUCCGCCAGUGAUCCUUGGGACUUAUCGUCGACGUUCGAUGUCGCAAAUACACCAUCGCAGGUAUGGGAGGACGAUCCUUUGUCCAGCAAGUCGUCGUUCCCCGAUCUCCUGCCUCCGGAAGACAAACCUACCGACCCCAAGUCCGAUGCAGCCUCUGUUGCCGCCUACUCAGACGAGGAACCGAAUACAUUACCCCAGGCGCCCUCAACAAUCAAGCCUGUGAUGUCUCGAACCUCAUCUCGUCACCCGUCGGGUCCGGAAACUCUUGGAUCAAGCAAUUCUAGCCCGAACGUGGUUCCCAUCGGGCCUCCCUCCAGUCCGAAUUUCGUGGCCCUCGACAACUCGAGUUUGAAUUUUGUACGACUCGGCGCCUCUUCGAAUCCUGGCUCGGUCACUCGGUCUAAUUCACUGUCAUCGUUGAAUUCGUUAGGAACAGUCAUAAGGUACAUCGGAGCGGCCCAAUGGACACAUGGUUCAUCCUCUGAACAAUCGAGCUCGCUCUCGCGUUCACGCUCACAGUCAUUCCGGUCCAAUCCCUCCAACCAGGUGCACCAGGUUCAGUCGAACUCAACGCUUCCGCGCGGGCGGAGUCAUUCACGCUCUCUCACGUCUUCAUCACGUAGUGGUCCGAAUUCUGAUAUCCAGGCGAUCGUCGACAGUGGAGUGUUCCUUCAAUACCCGACAAUCCGUGCGCCUUCAUCGUCAAGUUCAAGGGUCGACGUUUCGAACACUGAGGAUACCACAGAGCCCACCGCCCAGGAACCCACCACAGAUUUCUCUUCGGAUCGCUUCAAAUCUCACUUAUCGACGGUCACCUCCCGAUGGUCAGCAGAGUGUGACUCGAACUAUGCUGAAGGGUCGAGCAACAACUCUCUGGCGGAGCCCAGACGGCCUUCCCCAGCGCUGAUUCGCCCGAAGCCAACAUCUUCAUCGGUAUGGCUAGUGAAUGAAGUAGACGAUACGGACGGCGAUGAGCAGCAGGACAAUCUGUCAAGCUUACCGGCGCGCCCGUCGAACCCAGCGGUUCCCAGCAGUCUUUCGUCGGGAUCCCGACGAAGCAGCAUGCGAAGCACUAAACGACCGGGAACAAGUUCAAGCAUCCAUAAUAUCUUGCCUAACUGGGCUAAAAUGUAUUAUGGGCGCGCCGAAGCGCAGCCCGCAAACUCGGGCUUACCGACGGUGGAGGGCAGUCGCCCCCCGUCCGUACGGCCAGCAACGGCAAGUACAAAUGGUGCUCUCUACCGCAUGCCGACGGCUCACAGCCAUACCCGGACAAUGACCAGUGACCUCCGAAGCGUACGGUGGGAAGCCCCACCGAGUGAUCCACGCGAUCCUCGAAGCCACUGGGUGAAAGACCCGAAACUCGAGAGAAGAGACACCUCCCGUAAUCGGCUGCGUAGCAGCUGGUCGCCGCACCUGUUGCCUGAUCGACGUGCGGUUGGUCCUCGGAAGGGCAUUAGGGGAGCCCCUUCUCUAGAUUCAAGAAUGGAACCUCUAUUUGGUCGGAGGAACAUACAAGUUUGGUCAUUUUGUAUUGGUUUCAUUUUCCCUCUAGCCUGGCUGAUCGCUUCUUUCUUGCCCUUGCCAAAACAACCGGAAAUGGUUAUGCAGGAGGACGUCGAGUCCCAACUCGAAACAAGUCUACGUAUGCGACUGUUCGACCUUCAGAGGAGACGCUACGAAAACGCUCGCUGGUGGAGGAAGCUCAACCGGUGGAUGAACCCUCUGGGAUUGGUGAUUAUCACCAUAGUGAUCACUCUAGCAGUUGUCGGUACAACAGUGGGUUUCUAGGGCCAUUAGGGACCCCAAGCCUCCCUGUUAGUGUUAUAUCGCUUGUAAGACCAUCGUGCUUGCAGCCUCUGCUUACUUUGGCCGCCAAGGCAAACGCACUGCCCUGGCGUCCCUUACGCAGGCCAUGCCUGCCUGCGUCUGCAUUCCAUUGCAUUGUAUAUGCUUGAAUUGACUUUCGCAUCACAGUGCUUGGA